Messenger RNA from Nilaparvata lugens (brown planthopper), 2166 nucleotides. It is a transcript of the gene daw, whose product is annotated as inhibin beta B chain. Bases 23 to 1090 code for a protein of 355 amino acids. The transcript is spliced from 5 exons. Gene Ontology annotation, biological process: SMAD protein signal transduction. Gene Ontology annotation, cellular component: extracellular region. Lineage: Eukaryota; Metazoa; Arthropoda; Insecta; Hemiptera; Delphacidae. Gene Ontology annotation, molecular function: growth factor activity; cytokine activity. The record is from RefSeq and is a predicted model, not a curated record.
UAAGGCGCCAGCUCAGUGCAAAAUGUGCGGCCGACCAUCCAUGUUGUUGUUGUUAGUGCUUCUGUUGAGUGCGGCCGCAGCUGCAUCAAGCGCUGAGACCGACGCCGACUGUGAUGCAGCCAGUAAUGCUGAUCUGGAGACACAGUUACGGAUAGCGCAGAUCAAAGAGGAAAUCCUGCGCAGAUUGAAACUGAGUGAGGCUCCAGUUGUGAAUGCUAGUUUGAGUGCUGCUCCUCACAGCUUACCCGCUCCUCUCGCUCAUCUGGCGCCUGCGCCUCCUCCGUCCUCCUCAGCAACUCCUCGUGAUGACGUCACCGUAGACAAAGUCAUUCUUUUUCCUGUUCAUCAAGGGAAUCAGGCAGAAACAAGUCCUGGAUCAUCUCUUAGGUUUCGAUUUCAACUUCCUGGACAACUAGAGGCAGAAGAACUAUCUUCGGCAGAGCUGUGGCUCCAUAAGCAGGAAUCAAGCGUCAAUUCAGAAGAUUUUCUUAUCUCAGAGUUGAGCGAUAAUGGAACAACUCUAUUCAUGCAGAAGAUAACAAUCGAUGGUAGAUGGGCAUACGCAGAUAUUGGCCCAGCUAUGCGUAGAUGGCUGGGAGUCCAUCCCAAGGGAAUGGAGAUUUUCAGCACAGUUUAUGUAAGCUGCUCCACAUGUAAGAUAGGCUCAGUCCCUCCGAUCUCGAGCACUGCCGAAAAUCGGCCGUUUCUUGUACUCAGCAUCAAUUCUAUCGUAAAGAGUCGCAGAACUAAAAGAGUUGUUACUUGCGAGCCAAAAACACGUGAUUGCUGCAGACAAUAUUUGAACGUAUCAUUUGCUGACAUCAAUUGGGAUAACUGGAUAGUGGAGCCUUCUUAUUACGGCGCUUACUACUGCAAAGGAAGCUGUACUACAGUCAGUUCUUUGAGCGAGUCGAAGAACUCAUUUCAAAUGCUCAAACGUGACUAUAACGACAGUCAGAACAAGACAGUUCUACCAUCUUGCUGUACUCCACAUCGGUAUGGAAAUUUACAGAUAAUCUAUAGGAUUGGUAGUCAACUUGUGAAAGCAACACUUAAGGAUAUGACAGUCGAAGAGUGCAAGUGCAGUUGACAUUCUUCACUAAAAUGUGUCCUAAAGAGCAGUAUUUCUUUGUGUACCUGCAUACGUAACACUCGCCAAGAAACUAAUUUAUUGGAACUCUCAUGAACGUAUUAAUGCCUGGGGUUUACGACUCCAGUAGAUGUUCUAGUAACUGGAUGCUACCAGAAGCCGUUAUCCUGCCACUGAUUUAUCCACACGACAAAAUUUAAAGACAGGUUGCCAAUAACCUGUUCAAGUACGUAUCCGCACGGUUCAAAUUACAAGUUUCAAUUAUCAUGUCUAGGGUACGGAAACUAGAACGUCUACUGGAAACUAGAAUCGUGAAAAUCAGGCAUAAGGAACGAUUCUCAAGAUCAAAUGUAGACAUCAUUUGCGUAACAUCCAAGUACUAGAUCGUUCUGAUAUGAAUGGUUGCUAGGAAACGAAAGUCUUAGUUUACUCAGCUAAAUUUGAUUUCAAGAGUCAAAUAAUCAUUCAUAUAGAGUCUAUCAAGUCCCAAUUAACUAGUCUUUCACAGACUUGUGAAAUUCAAAUUAUGACAUGGAAAAUCAAUUUAUAUAGUUCAAAUAGGAAAAGAUAUAUUGUGUACUUGAAAAUAUAUGGCUUGGAAUUUAUAACAUAAAUUUCAAGUAAAUGUGGUUGGCUCUGAAAUCGGUUUGGAAGCUUAUCACUCAGAUAAAUUAAAAGGCAUGCGCAUUCUAUUCCUGUUGGACAAGUCAUCACUUAAGAAGCCAACCCCACUCGUUAACAUAUUAGUUUAAAAAUCGUUUCCUGGUGGUUUGGAACCCACCUAAAACUGUAGGUUUAUUCAUCGAUCAUCAUAAUCCCUAUAACCUGUGCACAAGUCAAGGGCUUAUGUGGGAAACAUUCUCAGGAAUAAAUAAUUUAUGAACUUUCAAUUGUCUUUCUAAUGUGAGUGUCUGCGAGGCGACUAAUAAUAUUAACACUAGAGGGCAAUCCGUGAUCCGCGUCUAAUCCGGGUCUAAUUGAAAACUUGACCUACUGUAAUCUUGAAGAAUUUAAAAUAGGCCUAUGAACAUCCUCCAUAUAUUAAGAAUCAAUAUGCAAAUUUUCAAGUUAAUCAG